This is a messenger RNA of Papilio machaon (common yellow swallowtail), 1775 nucleotides long. RefSeq names its product putative sodium-dependent multivitamin transporter. The record is from RefSeq and is a predicted model, not a curated record. Gene Ontology annotation, cellular component: membrane. Gene Ontology annotation, molecular function: symporter activity. Gene Ontology annotation, biological process: transmembrane transport; sodium ion transport. The coding region runs from base 96 to 1775 and encodes 559 amino acids. The transcript is spliced from 10 exons. Lineage: Eukaryota; Metazoa; Arthropoda; Insecta; Lepidoptera; Papilionidae.
AUAGCCGAUAAUUUUUUACGGUAGUGUUACGCUCACAGUUUUGACGUGUGACAAUUGUAACCAAUUGUUCAAUUGUUUCUGCAAUUACAAUAACCAUGGAAAGGUCAGUCUUUAAACCGGUGGAUUACGCCAUCAUGACAGCGUCCGUAGUGAUUUCCAUUGUUAUUGGACUCUACUUUCGUUUUAGUGGCGGAAAACAGAAGACAAACGAGGAGUACCUAUUAGCGAACCGAAACAUGUCUAUAUUUCCUAUUGCGAUAUCUUUAAUGGCUUCCUUCAUGUCUGCUAUAACUCUUCUUGGAGUGUCUGCCGAGAAUUAUUAUUAUGGAAUGAUAUUUGUGAUUGUCAAUUUAGGUUAUGGUCUAGGUACACCAAUAGCCUGCCAGUUUUACUUGCCAGUAUUUUUCGGGCUGCAAAAGACAAGUGCAUAUGAGUAUUUGGAGAUGAGGUUUGGACCAACGAUACGAAUCCUAGCUUCACUAACAUACACAUUACAGAUGAUAUUAUACAGUGGAGUAGUGUUAUACGCACCGUCGAUUGUUCUCGAAACUGUUACAGGAUUGACAAGAAUCGUAUCUAUUCUAGUUGUAGGUUUAGCCUGCACUUUGUAUUCAACUUUAGGAGGCAUGAAAGCUGUUGUGUUUACUGACUUACUGCAAUCUUUACUAAUGUUUGCAGCCGUAAUAAGCGUAGUUGUGUUUACGUCAUUAGAACUUGGAGGAUUUUUUCAAAUAUUUGAAAUUGCUAAGGAAGGAGGCCGUUUAGAUUUUUCAAAUUUCAGUGUGGACCCGACAGAGAGACAUACCUGGUGGUCACUCCUCAUCGGCGGUGUUAUAAAUUUCUUGUCAUUGUAUGCAGUCAACCAAACUCAGGUGCAACGUUUGCUGACAGUGAGUACACUGGAACGAUCAAAGAGUUGCCUGUGGUGGAGUUGGCCGGUUCUUUGUGUGCUAAGCCUGGCGACAUGUGUCAGCGGCCUCGGGAUAUAUGCGGUCUAUAAGGACUGUGAUCCAUUUACCAGUGGAAAGAUAACUGCGAUUGACCAGUUGUUACCUUACUACGUGGUGCACGCGAUGGGCGCUGCGCCGGGUCUCGCCGGUCUGUUUGUGGCGGGAAUAUUCAGCGCCUCGCUCUCCACCAUAUCGUCCUCUUGCAAUUCUCUCGCUGCUAUAACACUAACAGAUUAUUUUGGCAGAUGCUGUAAAUUGAGCGCAUCAUCUACACUCUGGCUGACAAAGAUGGCGGCUUGCGGGUACGGCCUGCUGUUCCUGACGCUGGCGUUCCUCGCUCAAUACUUAGGAGGCGUGUUGCAAUCCGCUAUGACAAUCUUUGGUGCGGUCGGCGGGCCAUUACUCGGAGUGUUCACGCUUGGAAUGUUUACUACAUUCGCUAAUGAACUUGGUGCAUGUAUAGGUCUAUUGAGCGGUCUAUCGUUGACAUUAUGGAUAUCUUUUGGAGGACCGCGACCAUCGAUUGCCAAGCUGUCGGUUUCUACAGAAGGUUGCAGUCACAACGUAACCAUGCUAACAUCUGUGCCUACUGCUGCAAGCGACUACUUCUAUCUGUAUCGAAUAUCUUAUAUGUGGACGGGUUUGAUUGGCUUCGUGUGGGUGUUACUGGUUGGGACGGUUAUAUCUCAGUUGGUGCGUCACCAGCAGCCUUGGGAGAAGGUCGGCAAACCACAUCCAGACCCUGCGCUCUUCACGCCGCCACUUGCAGCGAGGUUACGAACCAGAUAUGAAAACAAAAACACUAAUAAGUCUACAGUAGAGUAA